CUUCCCAAUACCUACCUAUAUUACUUUGAUUUGAUUACCAUCUUUCACCGCCCAUUCUAUUAUUCAUUCAUUUUUCUUCACACACACAUCAAAAAACAGAAACAAACGACACAUUAAAACAAAUCCAUCAAAAAACCAGAAACCCAAUUUAAACUUCUCCUUCGCCACCUUUCUCUCCCUACCAUCCACCCUCUUUCUCUCUCUCUCUCUCUCUCUCUCUCUCUCUCCCCCUCAAUCCCUAGCUAGCUCCUUUCACAUAUUUCAUACUACACGAACCUCUCUUUCUCUCUCUCUCUACAAUAUAUUUUGUUUCAUAAUUUCUCUCUCAUUCUCGAAUCUAAAAAGAAAAGGAUCUCUGCCUAGGAUUAAUUUUAAUAAUUAGGAUAGACUGAUCAUACGUGCGAAUUAAUGGGGCGUGGUCUCUUUGCCUGCUUUGGCAGAGGCUCGUCCUCGUCCAAGAACGAUUCUUUAGAAGCCACCACUGCCACUGCGGACAUCUCUGCGGAGGAGCAGAGGAGGGGUGGGACGGUGGUGGUGGAGCUGUUCUCGUCGCAGGGCUGCGCCACCUCGCCUGAGGCGGAGCUGCUGUUGUCGAGAAUUGGGAGGGGUGAUUUUGAGCUGGAGGUGCCAUUGAUCGUGUUGGCAUACCACGUGGACUACUGGGAUUACACGGGGUGGAAGGACCCAUUUGGGUCCAGUCAAUGGACGGUCAGGCAAAAGGCUUACGUGGAGGCCCUGAAUUUGGACACCAUGUUUACACCUCAAGUGGUGGUCCAGGGUAAGGCCCAAUGUGUUGGCACCGAUCAGGACGCUGUCCUCUCCUGCAUUGCAUCUGCACCCAGACUCCCUGCUCCCACUUUCCAGGCAACGUUUCAAAGGCCUACACCAGAGUCCCUGCAAGUAUCCCUAACAGGAGCUUUGAGGACAAAGGUGGACAAUCAGGGUGCGAAUGUGAUGGUGGCUCUGUACGAGAAUGGUUUGGUGACUGACUGCCCCAAGGGGGAGAACAAAGGGAAAGUCCUGGCCAAUGACUUCGUGGUUAGGAAGCUCGAAAAGCUCUGCUCUGUCAAAGAUAUCUCUGCCAAGAAGACUGUAAACGGAACUGUUAAUUUUCCUCUAUGGGAAAAUUUCAAUAACAGCAAAUGUGGCGUCGCUGUCUUUGUUCAAGACAGCUCUCAUCAUAUUUACGGUUCGCAGAAAUUUCAGUUGCCGGACAAUUUAUAAGCACUGCUACUACUAGAUUGUAUGUUUUUCAUGGUAGCUGCUAUUAUUUAGUAUAUGGCUUGUUAUUUUUCUGAUCACCAAAUUUCAGCCUAUAUUUCUGGUUGUUAUUUAGAUGGCUUGUUCUGGUUUAGGUUCAUAAUGUUUUUCUCUUCUUUUUUUUUAUAUUAUUUUUUUCUCUUUGUUUUUGAGUUUAUGUUUAGGAGAUUGGAAAGAAUUUUUAAUGACAUGGAGUUGCUUUCGAGGUUUGGUACUAAA
Cornus florida is the source of this 1479-nucleotide messenger RNA. RefSeq lists its product as uncharacterized. The transcript is spliced from 2 exons. The coding region runs from base 409 to 1224 and encodes 271 amino acids. NCBI's taxonomy places the organism in Eukaryota, Viridiplantae, Streptophyta, Magnoliopsida, Cornales, Cornaceae. The record is from RefSeq and is a predicted model, not a curated record.